AUGAAAAAGGCCUUAGUACUAAGAAUACAAUUUUAUGCUAUUUCAGAAUUUGAGUGCAAGUGUAUUCGCUUUAUCGGAGAUCUAGAAACAGUGAAAUGGUUGCUUUGGCCCCGCGAAUACCAACCCAGUAAGGAACCUCUGGACGUAAGCGACUGGACCAAAGAUCCUUACAUUUGGCUACAUUAUGUCGAAAGCGCCGAUGGUAUCCUGCCUGACGACGAUGUGUUACGAAGCUUGCACACGCGAUAUUGGUCAAUACACGAUGUGCAGCGUUAUUUCAUCGGCGAUCUUCAUUGCGAACAGAUCCUUUUCACAUGUCAAUAUCCGAAUCUGAGAAUGUCAACUCGUCACGGCAGUUACCUUUGGAGAACUAAUACUGCUACUAAGAUACCACCCAAACUGUAUAUAAAAGAAUUCGCUAUAUCCAUGUCCGCUACCCUAAAGAAAAUGGAAAUUAAACAAGAUCAAGUCGACCGACUCAUUAUAUCCGAUCAGAUAGUACGAAUUGGCUACUUGGACAAAUUUAAAAGAGAAGAGUUUUUUCGAAUCUUACUUAAUAUCUUAAGUUUUCAGGACCGGUUGCAAUUAGUAUCUUUUGAAAAUAUGUGUUGUAAGAGACUAGAGGGAGUAAGAUUGAUUCAACAACUCGCAUGCUUCAAUGCACAAACGCUCAAAUAUCUUUUCCUAUGGCGGUUUGUUCUACCCAAUGAGAACCCCAUCCUUGUAAACUACAGCUAUAUUAAGGGAUCGGGGCAGUACAUUCCGCGACCUGAAACAAGACAAUGUUUUCUCAGAAGCUUGGGUGAACUGCGGAAUUUGCGUGUGCUUGCACUGGAAUACGCAUAUCUAGCUGAUACCACCGGUGGUGCGCUCAUAUCGCUUUUGCCUGUAAUGAAGAAGGCACAUUUUAGAUUACAGUUGAUUUGUCGCGAAGAGUCUAUUCCUGGCCGAACUGAUGCCGCUUUAGGAGCAGGAGGGCACACAAUUCCCGAUACAGCAUGGAGGCGUGUCGCCAUAGCCUGCCCUGAUAUUUACGUACUUCUGGCAUUUCAUCGUGUACGUGAUUACGACAAUAUCAGAAGAUUUUUGACGCCAAGUAUCCCACUGCGAGAGACGCACAUGCAGUAUGGCAUUGAUCUGGACAUAAAGCAAAGGCAGGACUCUGACCUCAGCUGUUUCAUUCGACAUAUCGCUUUUCGCUACGCUUCUACGUUAGUUACGCUUAGCAUUCAUCAGUGGCGAUUUGCCACAUUCCCACUGCGUCGAGUUUUCGAGCUAAUGCCGAACCUAGUGCGAUUUUACUAUGUUGGGAAAGUGGAAGACGACGUUGAUCUACGAAGAAUGCUGAACGUCAUAGCAUGUGGUGUAUAUAGUAAAUUAAAACACAUCAUGGUUCAGAUUCAAGACGAAGAAUCAAACCGUGACUAUUGGCGUAAAGCAACCGAUGCAAUAAUGGAGGAAUACAAAGACGUGUUAAAUUUGUAUGAUAUUAAUUUUUGUUUGAGUAUUUACAAGGUCUAAAUUAACAUUACCAAGUGAUACAUAGAUAAUGGGCCUGAAUUGUGUUAAGAAAAAGAAGAAACUAAAUGGCAGAAUGCAAGUCAAUAACGAUACAAAUUUCAAAUCCUUCAUAUCGGAAACUGUUACAGAUUGUUCAAAAAAGUUGAUCUUGUCGAGGUGGAAAUUGACAAAAUGUUGUUUCCUAAUAAUUCUGUUAUUGCUUCAUAAUUGAAACCACGGU
This is a messenger RNA of Hyposmocoma kahamanoa, 1741 nucleotides long. RefSeq lists its product as uncharacterized. The record is from RefSeq and is a predicted model, not a curated record. Bases 1 to 1521 code for a protein of 506 amino acids. The transcript is spliced from 11 exons. Lineage: Eukaryota; Metazoa; Arthropoda; Insecta; Lepidoptera; Cosmopterigidae.